AUUUGAAUAUUAAUACUGUGUAUCAGGUAUAAAUUGUUUCUACACCAAAACAUUACAGUUUUGCUUAUUAGAUCUCACACUCUCCCAUUGGUAGUUCUUAAUAUUUUCUUGUGAACGGGACUUUUAUUUUGGUCUGACGGUAUGACAUCAUAAAGCGGCGACACGUUCCUGCAUCUGUUGUGAUUCGGCUGAAGAAAGGACAAACACACACACACAAAAACUCGUUGAAAUGACUUAGAUCCACGUGACACAAUUAUAAAGAUGGUGUUUGUUAAAGAGGAGAGUGAAGACAUGAAAAUUGAAGAAACAUUCAGUGUGAAACAAGAAGAUACUGAGGAACAAACAGACCUGAUGGCACUGAAAGAGGAGAGUAAAGUACUAACAGAGGAGAGUGAAGUACUGCAUGAAAUGGAAGAGAAAGAUCAAUAUAACAAUCUUCAUGAUUUUAUUACUGGAGAAAAAUCUUUUAGUCGCUCACAGACUGAAAACACUUCCUCACGAAAAAUAGCUCAAAAGACUGGAACUAGAACUCAUUUCACCUGCAAACUGUGUGGAAAGAGUUUCAGCACAAAAGGAAACCUUAAAGUCCACAUGAAAAAUCACAUUGGAGAGAAGCCUUACACCUGCUCUCAGUGUGGAAAGAGUUUCAAACAGAAAGGAAAUUUUAAAGUCCACAUAAGAAUUCACUCUGGAGAGAACCUCUACACAUGCCAUCAGUGUGGAAAGAGUUUCAAACAGAAAGGACACUUUGAAGACCACAAAAGAAUUCACACUGGAGAGAAGCCAUUCACCUGCCAACAGUGCGGAAAAAGAUUCAGCCAAAAAGGAAACCUACACAAGCACAUGAAUAUUCACAAUGGAGAGAUGCCAUUUAUGUGUGGACAGAGUUUUGAUCAACAUGAAAACCUUAAAGUUCACAUUAGAAUUUACACUGGAGAGAAGCCUUUCAUCUGCCAGCAGUGUGGGAAAAGUUUCACUCUAAAAGAAAGCCUUAAAAGGCACAUGAGAAUUCACACCAGAGAGAAGCCUUACACCUGCCAACAGUGUGGAAAGAGUUUCAUUCAGAAAGGACACUUUGAAGACCACAUGAGAAUUCACACUGGAGAGAAGCCGUUCACCUGCCAACAGUGUGGAAAAAGUUUCAGACAAAAGCAAAACCUUGACAGGCACAUGAACAUUCACACAGGAGAGAACUCCUACAAAUGCCUUCAGUGUGGAAAGGCUUUCAAUCGUGAAGAACACUUUGAAAACCACAAAAGAAUUCACACCGGAGAAAAGCCGUUUACCUGCCAACAGUGUGGAAGAAGUUUUGGAUUAAAACAGAACCUUGAGAGGCACAUGAUCAUUCACUCUGGAGAAAACCCCUACAAAUGCCUUCAGUGUGGAAAGAGUUUCAAUUGUAAAGGUCAGUUUGAAAACCAUAAAAGAACUCACACUGGAGAUACGCCAUUCGCCUGCCAACAGUGUGGAAAAGGUUUCAGACAAAAAAAGAACCUUUACAAGCACAUGAGCAUUCACACUGGAGAGAACACCUACACAUGCCUUCAGUGCGGAAAGAGUUUCAAUCAUAAAGGACACUUUCAAGACCACAUAAGUAUUCACUCUGAAGAGAACCUCUAUCCAUGCCUUCAGUGUGGAAACAGUUUCAAACGUAAAGCACACUUUAAAGACCACAUGAGAAUUCACACUGGAGAGAAGCCUUACACCUGCCAACAAUGUGGAAAAAGUUUCAUACAGAAAGGAAACCUUGACAGGCACAUGAUCAUUCACACUGGAGAGAAUCCUGAAAGCAUUUCAGAUAUAAAAAAACCUUUAAGUGCCACAUGAGGAUUUAUGUAGUAGAGAACUGUUUUCUAUGUCUUCAUUGUGGAAUUUCACAGACAUGUAUCACAUUAGGAAUCAUGUAAGAACUCACCAGAGACAGAAGCCUUUCAUGGGCCAUCACUGUGGAAAGAAACAAAGCAAACCUUGAGGUUCAAAUUAAGUGUCCCCGAUAUGCACUGCCUUACUGAGCGUUUUCCUUGUUUCUUUGAUUGCCAACCAUGUGUAUGAUUCUGCCUGUUCUUCUUUGAUUGUCUGGACUAUCCCUUUCUAUUUUGGUAGCCUGAUUGGACUGAUAUCUGUGUUUGGACCUAUUGCCUGCCUGCCACUCUGCUUUUGGAUUAUCCAUUGUGUAUGUUCACGGAUUGGACUGAUAUCCUGGUAUUGACCCAUUGCCUGUCUAACAUUAUUUGUUUAUUUCUGCUGCUACUCAUUAAACUCUCUGCAAAUGGAUUCUACUGUAACCACCAUAUGUAAGGAAUGGUAUUAUAAAAAAAUUAAUAAAAUGGGGAAAAUUAUUAAAAGUUGAUCAAUCAAUUUUGGGAAAAUGAAGGCCCUUGAAAGGUGUUAAAAAGUCUUAAUCCCGAUUUUAUGAGGUAUUAAAUUUUGUUCAAGAUUUGUCCAAAGACUUUGACUUCAAAAAGAAGGCAAGAAUAUAUUUAUUUUCCUCCACUUAACUAUUAAAACAACACCGUGCUCGGUCCGCGAUGAUGGCAGUCCAGCCAGAAGAGCAUUGCAGCAAUCAAGCCUAGAAAUGACCAGGUCCUGGAUGAGAAGUUGUGUUGCAUGUUGUGUUAGAAAAGUCCUGAUCUUCCUGAUGUUGUGUAGUGCAAAUCUGCAUGACCAAGCUGUCUCAGUAAUGUGGUCUUUAAAGGUCAGUUGGUCAUCAAAGAUUACUCCAAAAUUUUUAGCCAAAUUUCAUGGGUUAAUUGAUGAUGUACCUAGCUGAAUGGUGAAAUUGUGCUGUAGAGUUGAAUUGGCAGGGAAGGCGAGAAGGUCAGUGUUUGCCAGGUUGAGCUGCAGGUGGUGUUCUUUUAUCCAUGCCGAGAUGUCUGCCAGACAGCUUGAGAUUCGUGCAGUUACUGUGGGAUCAUCUGGAUGGAAUGAAAGGUAGAGCUGUGUGUCAUCAGCAUAGCAAUGGUAGGAGAAACCAUCGUAUGUAUGUGGGUAUAAGCUUCCGAGCUUAUCUGAGUUCUGUUGUAUGGUUGUGCUCUAUAGACUUAUUUGCAAACUACAACUGUUUAUUAAGUUACAGGUUUCUUGCUGAUUAGUGGUAUUGGGUCUUAACUGUAAAUUCCUCUACAAUCAUCUGCUCAUACUGUAAACUCUUGAUCAGUGAAAGUAUGAGCACAAUUAUUAUAAUCUAAUCCAGUUUACUUUACAUAAACCUCCUCCUGAACAGGAUUCACAGAUCUGAUGCUCUGACAACUCUGAAAGAUAAAGAUAGAAACUAGGAUUGAGUCAAAUCAUCAUCAGUUAAAUCCAGAUAACUCAGAAAUAUAUUAGGUAUGAAAGAAGGAAAACUAAGCUGAACUCUGAAAUCAGUCCAGAUGAAUCACAUCAUUACUGUAAAUGUCAGAACUGCAAACUUCCCGAGGAUUGGUGAGCGUCAGCACGGGAUGUUUCCAGCGCUGUUCGCCGCUCCCAUAGCUCGGCCUGCUUCUCCAGAAGGGUCCGAAUCUGUCGUUCCACGGCCUCCAGCUCCAACUGCACCGCAUGCAGCUCGAACGUGUCCUCACCUGCACUCAAAGGUAGAGACACAUCUGAUACACUUGCCAUUAGGAUAGAUGAACAAUAAUAUUGUGAGUGAGAAGAGUACAAAUGCUAGUGUAACUACGCCGCUAUUGCUAGCGGGCUAAAGCUAGUAGUGAAUGUUCGGGAAGUCGGAUAACACUAGCGAUAUCAAGGCAAUCUGAGUGUUUUUUAUAUAAAAUAAUGUUGGGGAUGUGUUCCCCUGCCGUAAAAGAGAGAAUGAUAGGUUAUAAAUUUGCUUGUUUUUUUCUCUUAAAAUCAAUUAGAGCUCCGUCAAGUUGAUUCCUAACUCAAACAGCGUGGCAGCAAUAAACAGGAAGUGAUGUAUUUUCAAUACGUUUCAUGUGAAAACACUGAAGAAAUGACACUUUGCUACGAUGUAAAGUAGUGAGUGUACAGCUUCUAUAACAGUGUAAAUUUGCUGUCCCCUCAAAAUAACUCAACACAGCCAUUAAUGUCUAAACCACUGGCCACAAAAGUGAGUACACCCCUAAGUGAAAAUGUCCAAAUUGGGCUCAAUUAGCCAUUUUCUCUCCCUGGUGUCAUGUGACACGUGAGUGUUUCAAGGUCUCAGGUGUGAAAUUUGGUGUUAUCGCUCUCACUCUCUCAUACUGGUCACUGGAAGUUCAACAUGGCACCUCAUGGCAAAGAACUCUCUGAAGAUCUGAAAAAAAGAAUUGUUGCUCUACGUAAAGAUGGCGUAGACUGUAAGAAGAUUGCCAAGACCCUGAAACUGAGCUGCAGCACGGUGGCCAAGACCAUACAGCGGUUUAACAGGACAGGUUCCACUCAGAACAGGCCUCGCCAUGGUCGACCAAAGAAAUUGAGUGCACAUGUUCAGCGUCAUAUCCAGAUGUUGUGUUUGGAAAAUAGACAUAUGAGUGCUGCCAGCAUUGCUGCAGAGGUCGAAGGGGUGGGGGGUCAGCCUGUCAGUGCUCAGACCAUAUGCCGCACACUGCAUCAAAUUGGUCUGCAUGGCUGUUGUCCCAAAAGGAAGCCUCUUCUAAAGAUGAUGCACAAGAAAGCCCGCAAACAGUUUGCUGAAGACAAGCAGACUAAGGACAUGGAUUACUGGAACGUUGUCCUGUGGUCUGAUGAGACCAAGAUAAACAUUUGAUAUUUGGUUCAGAUGGUGUCAAGCAUGGUGGUGGGAGUGUCAUGGUCUGGGGCUGCAUGAGUGCUGCCGGCACUGGGGAGCUACAGUUCAUUGAGGGAACCAUAAAUGCCAACAUGUACUAUGACAUACUGAAGCAGAGCAUGAUCCAACAUAUUGGAUUCCAACAUGAUAACAACCCCAAACACACCUCCAAGACAACCACUGCCUUGCUAAAGAAGCUGAGGGUAAAGGUGAUGGACUAGCCAAGCAUGUCUCCAGACCUAAACCCUAUUGAUCAUCUGUGGGGCAUCCUCAAACGAAAGGUGGAGGAGCGCAAGGUCUCUAACAUCCACCAGCUCCGUACUUUACAUUGUAGCAAGGUGUAAUUUCUUAAGUGUUGUCACAAGAAAAGAUAAAAAUAUUUACAAAAAUGUGAGGGGUGUACUCAUUUCUGUGAGAUACUGUAUGUUGGUUAUUUUUAUAUCAUUGUUUUGUAUCUCUUUUUUUUCUUUUCUUUGUCCUGCUUUGCUCGCUUGCAGUUGGUUUUGAUGCUUAAUGUAUAAACAUUUGGAUGUCUGUUGCUUUGUGCCAUUAAACUGGUGUUAACUUUUUUCUUUCUUUUUUUUUGCCUUAGACCUGAUGGCACUAAAAGAGGAGAGUGAAGAACUGAAUGAACUGGAAGGGAAAGAUCAAUAUAACAAUCUUCAUGAUUUCAUUACUGGAGAAAAAUCUUUUUGUCGCUCACAGACUGAAAACACUUCCUCACGAAAAAUAGCUCAAAAGGCUGUACUAGAACUCAUUUCAUCUGCCAACAGUGUGGAAAGAAUUUCAGUACAAAAGGAAACCUUAAAGUCCACAUGAACAUUCACACUAGAGAGAAGCAUUACACCUGCUCUCAGUGUGGAAAGAGUUUUAAUCAGAAAGGAUAUUUUAAAGUCCACGUGAGACUUCACUCUGGAGAGAAACUCUACACAUGCCCUCAGUGUGGAACGAGUUUCAAUAGAAAAGAAAACCUUAAAGUACACAUGAUAAUUCACAGUGGAGAGAAGCCUUACACAUGCCCUCAGUGUGGAACGAGUUUUAAUCAGAAAGGACAUUUUAAAGACCACUUGAGAAUUCACUCUGGAGAGAAACCCUACACAUGCCCUCAGUGUGGAACGAGUUUUAAUCAGAAAGGACAUUUUAAAGACCACUUGAGAAUUCACUCUGGAGAGAAACCCUACACAUGCCCUCAGUGUGGAACGAGUUUUAAUCAUAAAGGACACUUUGAAAUCCACAUGAGAAUUCACUCUGGAGAGAAGCCGUUUACUUGCCAACAGUGUGGAAAAAGUUUCAGCCAAAAAGCACACCUUAACAAGCAUAUGAACAUUCACACUGGAGAGAACUCCUACACAUGCCUUCAGUGUGAAAAGACUUUCAAUCAUGAAGAACACUUUCAAGACCACAUAAGAAUUCACACCGGAGAGACGCCGUUUACCUGUCAACAGUGUGGAAAAGUCUUUUGAAAGUCUGAUAACAAACCGGUGACCAUCAAAUUUGUUUGGAAGCGCCGGCCUGAGAGGCUGUUGGAAUUUCCAUAGAUAUGUAUUUAUUUAUAGGCUGCUGUCACUUUAAGAUCGAAUGCACAGAUCCAGUUUACGUUCCCUUAAGACAUAACCGACUGUGUUUAAGAGAAUAGUUGCCGAGACGGGUAUUUUGACAUAAUUUUGUGGGUAUGUGUCCAUCCAAGAGGAGGCGUGAAAGAGGAAUCAAUAUGGAGUUUGCUCAGAAGUUUAUCACAUCACAUGAUUGCCUCAACCUAAUUUGACACUAUAAUCUUAGUAGUCUUAGUAGUUAAUAGUCUGCUGUAAAUCUUUUGUAGCUCAGAAAAGAAUAAUAAUACAGCUUCACAAUAAGAUUCUAUUAAUUACAUUUGGUUAUUAUUUUAGGUAUCAUAAAUUAACAGCAUUUAUAUUAGGGGUGUGUAGCGGAGCCUGUGUCUGUAACAAUCUCCAAAUGAUUUGUGUCUGCAUUCGGAGCCGAUAGCCUCGUAUAUGAAGAGCUUCAGUUGUGCUUCAGAGUCUUGGCUCGGGGACAUUUCUCGAACCUGAAAAAUAAAUAUUGAUACAUAACAUUUAAACAAAAAUGUUUAAUAAAAGAAAAUAAAGUUUAUUAUUAUUUUUUCCAAGAGGAACUUUGUGUUCCUACUUUGUGUCAUAUACAAGGCUAUCGGCUCAGUACAGUUAUGUCAGGACAAUCAUCUAUGAACUCAAAUAAGAGUUGGACUCUGUAAAUGGAAACAAUGGAAUUUGUUACUAUAUAAAAAUAUAAACAGAAUGGGUUAGUAAAUGUUGACAAUAACCAAGAUUA
This is a messenger RNA of Ctenopharyngodon idella (grass carp), 7018 nucleotides long. Its product is annotated as gastrula zinc finger protein XlCGF57.1-like. The transcript is spliced from 3 exons. Lineage: Eukaryota; Metazoa; Chordata; Actinopteri; Cypriniformes; Xenocyprididae. The coding region runs from base 262 to 1827 and encodes 521 amino acids. The record is from RefSeq and is a predicted model, not a curated record. Gene Ontology annotation, cellular component: nucleus.